Messenger RNA from Manihot esculenta (cassava), 1099 nucleotides. Its product is annotated as probable carboxylesterase 2. Gene Ontology annotation, molecular function: hydrolase activity. NCBI's taxonomy places the organism in Eukaryota, Viridiplantae, Streptophyta, Magnoliopsida, Malpighiales, Euphorbiaceae. Bases 33 to 1022 code for a protein of 329 amino acids. The transcript has a single exon. The record is from RefSeq and is a predicted model, not a curated record.
CCAUUGCCUCUGUUUCAUUGCUUGCUUUGCAAAUGGCUCCAAGCAAAGAAAUUUCUAAAGAGCUUUUUCCUUAUCUUCGAGUGUACAAGGACGGAACCAUCGAGAGAUAUGCCGGAACAGAAGUUACGGCCGCCGGCUUAGAUUCUCAAACCGGCGUUUUAUCCAAAGACGUCUCCCUAAUCACCCCACAGACCACCAUCUCAGCCAGGCUCUACCGUCCUUAUUUCAUUAACAACGAUCAAAAGCUUCCCCUUCUAGUCUACUUUCACGGCGGCGCGUUUUGCAUAGCAUCUCCUGCUGAACCCAGGUACCACCAUUGCCUGAACCAGCUAGUUUUCCAGGGUAAAAUCAUUGUUGUCUCAGUAGAUUACAGGCUAGCCCCAGAACACCCGCUCCCUGCUGCUUAUGACGAUUCGUGGGCUUCCCUUCAAUGGGUGUUUUCCCACGUAGACGGUGGCACAGGCACUGAAGAAUGGCUUGAGGAUUAUGCAGACUUUGAGCAAGUGUUUUUAGCAGGAGACAGCGCUGGCGCUAAUAUUGCACACCACUUAGCUUUACGAAUGAAGGACUCAAACAUGCAAGCUUCAAAUAAGAAGAAGCAGAAGCUUCAAGGCAUAGCUAUGAUCCAUCCUUAUUUCUGGGGAAAAGAUCCAAUUGGAGAAGAAGCAAAUCAAAGUGAAAAAAAAUCAAUGGUAGAUAAUUGGUGGAAGUUCGUUUGCCCUUCAAAUAAAGGCUGUGAUGAUCCAUACAUAAACCCAUUUGUGAAAGGAGCAGCGAGUCUUAAAGAGCUGGCGACUGAAAGUGUGCUGAUCUUCGUAGCAGAGAGAGAUAUCUUGUGCGAAAGAGGGAAGCUUUAUUAUGAAAAUCUGGUGAAAAGUGGGUGGCAAGGUAAAGCACAGAUUGUGGAGACAAAAGGAGAAGAUCAUGUUUUUCAUAUCUUUAAACCUGACUGUGAAAAUGCUUAUCUUUUGAUCAAACGCUGGGCUUCUUACAUCAAUAGGAGCAACAUAGGAUCUUUGUAAUGGCUUUGUGUUGGCUGCUGCUUAAUUUGUGUCAAUUUGUGUGGGAUGGAGUUGUGAAUUAAUCUUACCUUUACAGC